AUGAAUAAACGAAAAAUUGAAUAUAAAUCUAAUAAUAACAAUAAAAUAAAAAAAAUCAAAACUGAAACUGAAAAUGUAAACUUAACAGAAGAACAAAAAAAAGUGGUUGAUAUAGUUUUAAAAGAAAAAUAUAAUGUUGCGGUAACGGCUAGCACUUCGAUUGUAGCGUUGAAUAUUAAUGGUAUAACUAUACAUAGUUAUUCUAAUAUUGGUAUUAUGAAUAAGAGUAAGGAUGAUAUUAUUAAUAAAAUAAGAGGAGACAAGAGAAGAUCUUAUAAGUUGUAUGUUUUUUUAAGUGAAAUUUGGAAUCGAACAUUCCAACAACAUAUACUUUUAAAACAAGUUAUUAGACAAUCAGAUGAGGAUUUGAUAUGUGAAAAGAUCAUUGAUUACUUUACUCAAAAUGAUAGUAAAUUAAAAUGUAAUUUAUGUGAAGAAAUUAUCUAUAUUAGAAAUAGUGAGGCUUUAAUAAGACAUUUUAGAAAUAAACAUGAUGGAGUUAUUAAAAAAUACGAUGAUAAAUACGAACCAAUGAUGUUAUUUUCUGAUAAGAAAGCUGCAAAAUCAUAUAAUUAUAAUCUGUUACAUUCUUUAAAAGGAAAAGGAAUUUUAAAAUUUUAUUCAAAUAAUUGGAGCGUGGCUAAAGAUAAAGAAAAGAAUUUUGAUCUACCUUCAUAUAAACAGUUGAUCGAAUAUCUAGAUAAGAAUGUUUUAGCCGAAAAACUUUUAUAUUUAAAAGUUGGCAUGAAAGUUAUUUCUAUUUUUAAUGAUAAAAAUAAUAAGGGUAUUGUAAAUGGUAUCUUUAGUGUUAUUGUUGGAUUUAGAUCAAAAAUUCAUAAAAAGAUUUAUGGGAUGGAUGAAAGUAAAAUUCUGGAUUUCAUAACUACACAAGAUUUAGAUCCUGUGGUUAAAUUUGAUAAUAUUGAAAAUGAGAUAAUAUUGAAAUGGGAAAAGGUUUAA
This is a messenger RNA of Dentiscutata heterogama, 960 nucleotides long. NCBI's taxonomy places the organism in Eukaryota, Fungi, Glomeromycota, Glomeromycetes, Diversisporales, Gigasporaceae. The record is from the annotation of a GenBank genome assembly.